CACAUAUUGCAUUUCUCCUCACAGGAAUCUCAAUCAGGGAUGCGUUUAGACCUAACGUCCUCACAGCCGCCAUUUCAAAGCGUGGAAGCCGCAACAGAAGCUGUACGGACUUUUGUAAAUGAACAUUUCUACAUUUAUAUUUUGUUAGGGAUUAGACAGAGUAUUCAAAGCUACCUCGUCCGCACCACCAAGUGAUAUGGAUGGAGACAAAGGAGAGGCGAUAACAGAAACUUCAAAACCUUCCAAAAACGAAUCGGAGAAACCUGUAAAUGACAACAAAUUCUGGGGCCAAGGGUUCAAAGGUCGUGGUCGAGGGGGAUGGAUGAAUCGUGGUGGCAUGCGUGGUGGGCAAGGCAUGAUGAAGGGAUUUGGUCCACCAGGACCAGGGAGGCGUGGAAGGAAGCAUGGAGCCAUGAAUGGAUUUGCACCCAGGAGAGGAAUGGGGCGGAUGCAUCCUUACCCAGACCUUAGAGGUCAUCGAGGUCGGGGAGGACCAAUGUGUAUGGGUCCUCCUCUUCCCCCUCCCCCUCCCCCUCCCCCACUGCCCCCCAUGCACCACAGAGGCCCAUUCCCACCCAUGACCAGGCAUGGACCCCUUCCACCACCUCCUCCGGGUCAUCCUGCUUUCAGAGGUCGGCCACGUCACCCUCGAGGACGUGUUAUGCCACCUCCUGGACCUCCGCACUACUUCCACCCCCAUGGCCCGAGAGGGAUGCAUUUGAGACGUAUUGGAUGAAGAACAGUGCGAGCAAAGAGACCGAGGGUUGUGACACAACUGCAGGUCUUUCCUGUUCCUUUCUCUUAAGCCUCAUUAUAACUUAAAGUCUAUACUUAUACUUUAAUUAUCACAUCUCUCCCCAGUUAGUCUGCCAAAUAAUUAAUAAUUAAAUAAUGCCUAAAUUGUCUUAUGACAACAGUUGUUGAGUUAAAAGAUAUUAAUUUAGUUGACUAAAUAGUGCAUGUAACUGUGUGAAACAAAAAAAAAAAACAUUUCACUGUAUUUUGCCUUUCAAAGAGGGGACGACGUCCCUGACUGGGAUCGUUCAGAUGGCUGCUCUUAUCAGAGUGUACCCCUAUUGGCCAAAGCCAAGAAUCCAAUGUGUGAUUUUAUCCUUUUACACAGCUACCACAAUGGACCAGUCGCUCCUCCGCCUCACCCCCCACCUGGCAGAGGCCAGAGGUGGCCAGGGCCCCCUGGUGGCCGACGCUUUUAACACAGCCUGCCCUAAAAACAAUAACUGAGCAUUUGUUAAUGAGGCCUAAAGUGGUGCAGUGAAUGAAAUGCCCCUGAUUUAUGUGUUAUACAAAGUCUGAGUGUCUUUAUGACAUACUCUGUAGCCAAUUGUCUGGUUAUUGAUAUUAUCUACUGGCAAGGAAAGAAAAAUGUGAAAUGCCCGAGUAGAUACACAGACUGAUUAAAUGCCUCAGAAUGUAAUGUAAAGGCAUUUUCACGUUAUGUUACCUAUACCUGUUCAUACUGUAGGUAAUUUGUUCUCAAAGGGAGGGACAUUAAGAAAAAUGUUCUGUGGAUUUCUCUGUGAGCCUUGAGAAAAUGUCCACAUUCUUAAUUUUGAAUAAAAAUGGGUGACAAUGUUUAUUUAAAGGUGGGGGGAAAUUAAUGAGAGAAUGCACAACAGCCCUCAAGCUUCACUGUUAACUAGUUUAGGACAACUUUAGGACCUCCCUAACCUUUUCCUGAUGUUACAUGGAAAUACUGUAGUUCUGUUUUACAACCUCACCAAGCAGUGCAGCGAAUAUUGUUCCACACACAAAUAUUUUCAAGUUAUUAGAGAAUAUUCCACUUGUGACAUAUUCAUGAGUAUUUAAUUUUAUACUGUUAAUGUGCAGCUCCUUUAAGUUAUGAGUAAUGCUGUUUGAAACAUUCUUGUUUGUCUCCUGCAGUCUAAUGUGUAAUGACAAAAAGGAGAAGGCAUUAUAAAUGAAUAUUAUACUGAAAUAUAUAUCUAAUAGCUUUUAUAAAUGAAAGUAAAGUAUUUGAUUUUAGUUAAGAAUAACAAACUAGUCCUUACUCUGUUUAGUGUUUUGAAAUGUCAAUACAUUACUCACUGUAAUUAACAUAACUUUUGUGAAACUGUGAAUGUGUUUUGGGAACUAUCAAUUUAUGACAUAGUCAUGAAGAAAAAAAUAAAACAAAAAAAAUAAACUCAGCUUCUCUUUUUUGUUUGUUCACAAACAAGUCAGAGUUGUCAUUAUCUGUAAUAUCUGAAAAAUAAUGUUGUUUUUAGUUGCACAGUAACUGUGUUUCGUAAUUUAAAGUCAACAUUUGAUCCAUGUGAAUCAGUAUCAGAAAUACUUAAUUGAAAUUGCUAAUAAAGUGAUAAGAACACUUGAUGAGAUGAGCAUAAAGAUCAAUGCAAAUAUACUUAUAACUAUAUUGAAUUGUUUGGAUGAGUGUCGAGGCCCAAGAGCCCUUAAUGAACACCAGUGGAUCUGACUGAAUAAUUUCUGUAGGAUUGCUGAGGGCUGAAAGAGAAUAGAUUUAAUUUAAUUUAUUCCGAGAAGUGUGUUACCAUACAUGUAUGCUGCUAUGUCAAUCUGACCAGAGGACUCAGAACUACUUGCUUGGGAGGCAUUGAACUGCCUGACUGAACAUAGUUUCACAGUCCAAAUUCAGUGGUAGCAUGUCUAAAAGGAGGCCAUCAUCUGCAAAGGAUAAUCACUCUGAUAUGACCAAGGACUGACCUAUUGUCUUACUCUUUAUAUGACAUUAACAGUCAUUUUAACUAGAUUUCAAAAGGGACCAAGCAAUAAUUCUACAGGAUAUACAAGUGUACGCCAAGAUUUCCUUUGCAUGUGGCUGUCAUCAAUAAUUUCAAAAGGAAAGCUAGAUUAAUUCUUAUUUCUUAAAUCUUGCUGCAAAUACAAUGAAAUGAAGAAAAUACACAAACUAGGAUUUGAUAUCAUUUCAGGAAGAUGAAAUGAGCCACACCAGUGCUGGGCGGUAUACCGGUUCAUACUGAAAAUCAGUAUUUAUUAAUUUUAUAAUAUACCUUUUUUGUAUACUGUAAGACUGCUAUCUGAAAAAUGGAAUGUGGUGCAGCAAAAAACAGUUAAUGGGGGGACCCCUUUCACUGUCGCACUACAUGCUAAGGGCUUAACUGAAGAAGUAGCAAGGAGCAUAGCGAGGAGCAAUUUAGCAAGAGUAGAAAGUACAUGUUAAAGCACCAAAAACACACCGAUACACACAACUCCGCCACUCCCUCUCUCUCGCUGGAGCACUCACUCAAGCUCAUACAUAAAAAAAAAUACCAGUGCAUAAAGAGAAACCAUUGCAAUUAUGAAAAGUACAAAGAUAUACCGCCCAACACUUGCCACGCAUGUGCUGCAGACGGCAAAAUUGGGGCUUUCCAUAAAUGAGCCACAGACGGAUGUUGCACUCUCCCUCCUCCGUCUGUCCUUUUCCAUCUUUCCAGCACUUUGAGCACAUUUUGCCACCUCUUCAGACUCUGCAGUCCCUUCUCCUUUUCUCCCUUUGGUUGAUUGUAACAGACUGACUGUUGUUGUCUCCUGAAGGGGGCACACAGUACAGUUAACCUCCCAGGCCCCAGGACGCCAGGCCCACAUGUCUCCUCUCCUUGAACAGUGGUGUGACGCCUGAGGUCCAGCACUUCCUUUUGGAAAGGUGAGCUUCCUCUUGUGCCUUGAUCCCUAAACCAAUCUUUCUCUGAUGCUUGGGGAGUUUCUCUUGGAGAUUUUCUCUUUCAGGGUGGAAGGUGAUUGAACUACCAAGUUGUCCCCAAGUAGGUAAGACAUUUAGGAACUUUGAUUUGGAAAGAGUCGGGUCUUAUUUUACACAAGACGCUGUGAAACCAAUGUGACAAUAGCCAAUACACCUUAUGGUUAUUUACUAAAGAGACUAUUUGGGGAUACAUGCAUGAAAAGUCAGCUUCGAAAGAGCUGUAUUUUUAAUUUCUAACAGCCAAUGCAAUUGCACACUUAAACCAAAGGUCGGGUCUUUUUAACAUAAAUCAUGUCACAGUAGGACAUGCAUGGGUAGAAAAUAAUGAUGGCUAGAUUACAUUUAUAAUCAGACACAAUCCCCAGCAUAUGAUUUCUGAGGAAAAACUUGAAAUAUUGACACCGUAGCAAAAAAAAUAAGUUGACCUACUUAAUCAUUAAUGUCUACGGUCUCAAGUGACAGCUCAGUUUAAUGCAAGAAUGGAGCGGGGCGAGGCCUCAACAUUCUAAAGUAAAGAGGAACAAUAUAUUUUAUAAUUUCGUUAUGUCAGACAGGAUGAGCCACCAGUCGCUCACAAAGAACAUGCCAUGUUGUUGUGACUGUUUAAUGAAGAUAAUGUUGAAUCCAAUUGAUAUUGUUUUAACUCUUGAAUGAUCAUUAAAUACAUGCAAAAAUAAGUCUUGUGUGCAGUGUCUU
Molecule: messenger RNA, 4396 nt
Organism: Solea solea (common sole)
Lineage: Eukaryota; Metazoa; Chordata; Actinopteri; Pleuronectiformes; Soleidae
Exons: 6
Coding region: 197-736 (179 amino acids)
Source: RefSeq, a predicted model, not a curated record